CUGAAGCCCUGGCCAGGGCCGGGCACGCGAGGGCUGUGUCGGAGAAGGAUAAGGAUGAGAGAGAAUUACUUGAGAAGCGCCACUUAGAAGCACUGCAGAAACGUGCCAAUAUGUUCAAGUACAGCGCAAGACAUUCAAGGUUUGGAGGCACAUAUUUGAUUAAAGACGUCAAAUCAAUUAGUCAGAAUGAUGUUAUUUACCACCGAAACCAAGCCGACGUGAAGUCGCUGUCAUUUGACCAACAAAAAACUCGCAGACGAAUAGCCAAGAAUAAGCUGCCGGCGAAGGAUGCUGAGGUCUACAGACGCUCAACGCUAAGUGUCAGACUGCUGUUGAAAGCGUUUUGCAUUCAGUUCCUGCAAAACUGCUACAAUCCUCUGAUGAAGACUGUAAAUGAUAUGCUGAAGCGACAGAAAGUGGAUAACCACGACGAAACGUAUUUCCUGUGGUCGAUGCGAUAUUUCAUGGAGUUCAAUAGAUGUUACAAAUUUGAUGUUGCACUCAUCAGCGAGACGAUAUCAACGGAGACAUUUCACUACAUCCAGGUGAAUCUCGAGAACUAUUAUGAAAUGAUGUUCAGUGACAAGAAGGAGAGCAAAGUUUGGAGUAGAAGGGCUCACCUUGCACUGAAGGCAUACCAGGAGCUACUGAAUACAGUGUUGAUGAUGGAUAAAUCUUCUGAGCCAAGUAUUGUCGAGAGCGCCAGAGUCAUUAAAAGUAACAUAUUCUACGUCCCCGAGUACAAGGAUAUUUUUCUGGCACUUCUGCGCAAGUACGACUCCACCAAACAGCCGAGAUCGUUUCUGAAGGACAUCGUGGAGACGAAUCAUCUUUUUAUGCGGAUGAUGGAAAAAUUCUGCCAGUCCAACAGUCACGUCAUGGUUCAAGCAAAGCGCAAGAAGAAAAAGAAAAAGAAGAAGCAAGCAAAGCCUCAAAACACUGAUGGUGGACCGACGGAACAACAGCUGGAGGACAUCUGGGACGAGGUUUCAGGCGAGCUGUCGGCCAUCUUCCAGAACCGCGCCGACGACCCUCUGCCGAUGGUGGCGCCAUUUGACGCGGCGUCCGAUGCUCCGGUAGAUCAACAAAAGGCGGAUGCAGUCAUACGUAUUCAAGAUGCCAUGAGAGAGAAUCGCCCCGCGGAGGCUGUGGCACUCUUCCGAUCGGCAAGAGAGGUGUGGCCCGAGGAUAAUGAGUUUGGUGCUGCAGACAUCGGUCCAGAAGAAGAGUUUAUGGCUCUCAGAGAAGUUUUCUACGCCAACAUACCUCGUCCAGAAGUGAUUCCUCCUGCAACAGGAGACCUUAAUGAGCCCGUGGAAGAGGGUGCGGAAGAGGAAGGGGAAGAAGAGGAGUAUGAGAGGCUAGCAGAUGUCACUUGCGAAAAGGAAUUCAACUUUAAAGAUUUCUUGAAAUGCUUUGCAAACCCCACCAUACUGAAGCCAUAUGCCGAGUUACUGAAGUAUUACCGCACCAAUGAGCCUCACACGAACCACUGUCUCGUCAAGAUGAUGCAUCGAGUUGCCUUCGACCUCAAGAUGGUGCCACUGCUCUUCCAGGCCAGCAUGUUUCGCGUCUUACAAGCUGUUCUAAAGGAACAGGUCUCCGGCAGGUCGACUGGCUUCAAGGAGCUUGGCACGUUUGCCAAGUACGUCGUUAGUCAGUUCUUCUCGAUGUUGCCGACAAACCCAAAGCUGGUGGUGGAGCUGCUGUUCUGGAAGACUGCUAAGGAUGUGAAUGCCAUAGAAUCUGGAUAUGAUGACACAGUGCAGAAUGCCAGCCGUAGCAAGAUGUUAUGGACUGAAGAGCAGGAAUCUGAGUUGGAGAGAUUGUUCUACCAGUACAAGGAUGUUGAAGAUCCAGAGAAGGAUGUUAUCGAUUUGGUAGCAGAACAUUUGAUGGAUAGCAAGACCAGAAAGCAGAUUGUCUUUCAGUUGAAGCAACAGGGACUCAUCUCGUCGAGCAAGGAUCUGAAAAAACACAAAGUUCGGAAAUCGGUGAACGUGUGGCAAGAAGAGGAGGAAUACGAGCUGAAGAGAUUGUACGAGGAGUUUAAGGAUGCUGACGAUCCGGUCGCGAGGAUCCUAGACAACAUGAUACAGAAAAGGUCGCGCAACAAGGUCAUCGAGAAGUGCCUCAGCCUGAGCAUAGUGCAGGACCGUAAGCAGCUGCACAAGAAGCGGAAGCGGCGGCGGUCAGCGGCGCGAGGCGCGGACGGCGACAACGCCGACGACAUGCCGUCGGACGAUGCCAGCGAUCUCGAACAAGGGUUACCCUCUGACCUUGAAGAAGACAUACUUGAUUCUCCAACAGCCAGCAGUGCUGACAGUACAUCUGGCAGCUCAGAUGAAGAGUCAGAUAAAGAAAAUGGGAAACAGGGAGAUUCAUCGGAUUUUGGCUAUUUGGUGAACAAUGCAGUGCAGAAAGAUCUGUUGGGCGCUGUUCAGUGGCUUAAGACGACACUUGAGAGAACGGCUACAGAUAGAGAUGAAGAAGAUGAGAUGUAUCCAGUACCUAUAGUACCCCUUACAGAAGAAUAUGAAAAUGCAUUAGAGGAAGCAACAUUCACCAAGCUGCUAAAAGCAUUAGGAUUGUCACCGCCUAUCACUGGGCAGGAGCAGUUUUGGAGAGUUCCGGCUGCCCUGGGUCCGGGGGAUUUGCGGGAGCGGGCGGAGGUGCUUGCGGCCGCGCUAGAGGGACGAGCGAUCCCUGUCAUCCACAUGAAGCCAACUGAGAGCACUAAGAAGCUGCAAAAAACUAGGAAGGCUCGCCGAAAACAAAGCAAGGAGGGCGAGAAAGAAACGAGGGCAAGAAGAAGGCCAGAGAGGAAUGAAACUAGAAUGGAAAGUAAUAGUACAGAUGGGACAGCAUCUGGAAAAAGGCCUGCUAAGAGGAAGGGCAGGAAAAAGGAGAGCAACAUAUUAAAAGAAGUCACCGAAGACUUUUUUAUGGAAAGGGCGGGCGGUGGCUCUGACGCUGUAGCAUCAACGUAUCACAAUAAUGGCAAUAGCGAUUCCAGCGACGACGAUGCUCCACUGGCGAGAAAACUACCUAAAUCAGGAAAGACGACGCGGCGACCACGCAAGCCGUUAGCCGACGACGACAGCGACCUCGAUGCACUCGCCGGCGGCGACGUAGGUGGCACCACUCGCGACAUUUCGUCGAAGAGGGAACGCGUGGGUGAGAGUGCGUGGCGAUCCGAAGACGGCAGUAGCGACGCGGACGACGAGCUGCCACUUUUCGUCGCCGCUUCCGCAAAGCGAUCUGAAGCCGAGAGGACGCUCGAUGCUUCGCCGAAUCCUGGCAACGACGAGCCGCUGUCCAUGUCAGAAAGCAGAGAAGGGCGCGCUACCGACACGCGGAAGGAAGCACCGAACGAGUCGCGGAAAGCGAACGCCAGCGGAUCGCGACGUGGCGCGAAACAGAACAAACGGCUCGAGAUGCUGAAACAGAAGCGAGGUCUUCGAGCCUCGAAGCAACGUGUAACGCCGAGUGACAAAGUACCGAAGCGAGGCCGGGUCAGACGCACAUUUGCCGGUGACAGCGAUGACGAGGAGGAGGGUGAAAGGCAGGCUACGGAGCUAGGGGAGGACAACACCGCAGCACAGCUCUCCGAGCCGGGACGGACGAAAAGGAUGCUGGAUAGUGAUUCAUCAGACAGUGACGGGUUAAUUAUUGGCACAACAACAAAGCAACCACAGAAGCGAACACGCAUGGCUAUGUUGGAAAGCGAGUCAGAGAUUGAGAGUGGACUGCACCAGGUGGAAAAGGAAACAGGUGACACAAUGGCUGACUUGACCAACGGUCAGGAUGUAGCUACCACACGCACACGUUCUAGUUCAGAAUCGGAAGUGGAUGACCAUAUAGUGUUGAAGAGCGUGAAGCGACGGGCUGUAGUCGAAAGUGACAGUGAGUGACAUUUUCUACAUAUGGCUUCAUAUUACAAAUGAACAAAUAUAUAUACAGAUUAUACGUGUUCAUGGUAUGACUGAUGUAUUGCCAACGUAAAUUAUUGCUUAGUUUCAAACAAAAUCAUUCUAUUGCGAAAGGUAAUUGCUAUGUUUUCUUAACAUGGAAAAACAUGUAGGCAAAAGAUAAGUUAAAUAUUAGAAGUGAUAUGUAAUUCCAUUGGUUGGUAGAAUUGUGCUGCACGUGAUUGACAGACGUUUUGAAUUCCCAAGUAUUAACUGACUGUCUGUGUAAUAAACAUGACUGGUUAAUCUUAUUACAAGCAAA
Messenger RNA from Priapulus caudatus, 4233 nucleotides. Its product is annotated as protein timeless homolog. The record is from RefSeq and is a predicted model, not a curated record. Gene Ontology annotation, molecular function: DNA binding. Lineage: Eukaryota; Metazoa; Priapulida; Priapulimorpha; Priapulimorphida; Priapulidae. The coding region runs from base 111 to 3914 and encodes 1267 amino acids. The transcript has 26 exons. Gene Ontology annotation, cellular component: replication fork protection complex. Gene Ontology annotation, biological process: replication fork arrest; DNA replication checkpoint signaling; DNA repair.